CGGCGGGGGAGAUGCGCGCGGGGCGGCUGCGGCCCUCGGGCGGGCGGCGUGCGGCGGCGCGGCAGGCAGAGUACAACGUUUCAAAAUGCUGGAGGUUAUCUGGGUGAAUUUAGAGAUUACAUUUAACGUGUUUGUGUCUUCAGAAAUUCUGCUCCUGCAUUUCAUGAGCUAAAAUAUUUUAUAAAGAUGAAGUUGGAUACCUUUGCUGAUCUCCGAGUUGACCACGUCCUGUGAAUUCAGACAUCUUCUGAAGAAGGAGAUUUAUCAGACACGUGGACUUCUGUUGUUGCCUAAGGACAUCCUUCUCUCUCUUUUUUUUCUUUUUUUUGCAUUCUGAAAGACUAUCUGCAUGAAGAUGGAUUUGCAUUUAGCAUACAGGCUGUUGGGUUAGAUGAGAGAGGACGCUGUUAAUGAAUGACCAACGUUUAUUUCCAUCUGCGUUUCCAGCUUUUUUUUUUUUCUUUUUUUUUUCUUUUUUUUUUUUUUUUUAACACAAAAAUGAAGGACAAGUAUAAAACAACAGAGCUGGUGUAUUUCUCUGAGGCCUUUAUGUAAGCCCCCGUUGUCUGGACCCGGUGCUAAGGGAAAGCAGUCUGCUUCUGAUCAGCUGAUUGUGGCUGAUCUGUGGAAAGAGAACCUUUAAAUUGAAGCAACUUCCAGCUUCUGGCUUGCACAUAAUGAAAGGGAAGAUGAACAAGUUUUACUGGUCAGGGGCAUUUUGCUGAACGAAGAAAGGGAAAGUUAGAUGAUCCUUGUUUAAUUUCAAACCAAGAACUGACCACAUUUUUCUUAGAAUUUGCCUACUAGGGAGAUCUCGACAGUUUAAAUCAAGUCAGAUGUCAGCAAACGACUCUUCUCCCCCAUCCUUACAGAAGUUUUCCCCGCCCACGUGUCAUGCUGCUGCACCACAAACCCCAAGUUUGUCUUCGAGUCCCCUGUCGGGACUCUCCAGCCGUCUCUCCAAUGGCAGUUUCAGCACGCAGAGCCUCACCAACUCCCGGGGCUCUAUGCAUGGGGUCUCAUUCCUUCUGCAGAUUGGUCUCACGCGGGAGACUGUCACCAUUGAAGCUCAGGACCUGUCCCUCUCUGCUGUUAAAGACCUCGUGUGCUCUAUAGUUUACCAGAAGUUCCCAGAGUGUGGUUUCUUUGGCAUGUAUGACAAAAUUCUCCUCUUCCGGCAUGACCUGAACUCAGAUAAUAUUUUGCAACGGAUUACAUCAGCAGAAGAGAUACAUGAGGGUGAUCUUGUUGAGGUUGUUCUCUCUGCUUUGGCUACAGUUGAGGAUUUCCAGAUUCGUCCUCAUGCGCUUUAUGUGCAUUCCUACAAGGCUCCUACUUUUUGUGACUACUGUGGAGAGAUGCUUUGGGGUUUGGUACGACAAGGACUGAAAUGUGAAGGUUGUGGAUUAAACUACCAUAAGCGGUGUGCCUUCAAGAUUCCAAAUAACUGUAGUGGAGUGAGAAAAAGGCGUCUGUCUAACGUGUCUUUACCAGGAGCAGGGCUUUCAGUUCCAAGACCAGCACAAGCUGAAUACACAUCCUCUGCUUCUGAAGAGCGCUGCUGUCCAGAACCUAGUAAAAGGAUUCCCUCCUGGAGUGGCCGUCCCAUCUGGAUGGAAAAGAUGGUGCUUUGCAGAGUGAAGGUUCCGCACACCUUUGCUGUUCAUUCUUACACUCGUCCCACCAUAUGUCAGUAUUGCAAACGGCUGCUCAAGGGCCUUUUUCGUCAAGGAAUGCAGUGUAAAGAUUGCAGAUUCAAUUGUCACAAACGCUGUGCAUCUAAAGUACCUAAAGACUGUCUUGGAGAGGUGGUUUUCAAUGGAGAACCUGCUAGCCCAGGCCAGGAUUUGGACCUGCCAAUGGAGGUUGAUAGCAGUGAAAUGAAUAGUGAUGGUAGCCGGGGUUUGGAUGAUACUGAGGAGUCCUCAACUCCAGAAGACAAAAUCUUUUUUAUGGAUCCAUCUGACCUUGAUACAGACAAAGAUGAAGAAGCUGUUAAAACCAUCAGUCCCUCAACAAGCAAUAAUAUUCCUCUCAUGAGGGUUGUACAGUCCAUCAAGCAUACAAAGAGGAAGAGCAGUACGAUGGUGAAGGAAGGAUGGAUGGUCCACUAUACUAGUAGAGACAAUCUGAGGAAAAGACAUUACUGGAGACUAGACAGCAAAUGCCUCACACUAUUUCAAAAUGAGUCUGGAACAAAAUAUUACAAGGAGAUUCCACUUUCAGAAAUUCUCCAGGUGACUCAGCCUCGAGAUUUCUCAAACAUGGUGCAGGGCAGCAAUCCAUACUGUUUUGAGAUCAUCACUGAUACGAUGGUGUACUUUGUUGGCGAAAACAAUGGCAGCAGUCACCACAGUCCUGUUCUUGCUGCCACCGGAGUUGGACUUGACGUAGCUCAGGGCUGGGAGAAAGCCAUUCGUCAGGCCUUGAUGCCAGUCACUCCUCAAGCUAGCGUUUGCACUGCUGCAGGACAAGGAAAAGAUCACAAAGAUUUAUCUCUAAGCAUCUCUGUUUCAAAUUGCCAAGUCCAGGAGAACGUGGAUAUCAGCUCUGUGUACCAGAUAUUUGCUGAUGAAGUUCUGGGUUCCGGUCAGUUUGGUAUUGUAUAUGGAGGGAAACAUAGGAAGACCGGAAGAGAUGUAGCUAUCAAAGUUAUUGACAAGAUGAGGUUUCCAACUAAGCAGGAAAGUCAGCUUCGUAACGAAGUUGCCAUUCUCCAGAAUUUGCAUCACCCUGGGAUUGUGAACCUGGAAUGUAUGUUUGAAACCCCGGAACGGGUCUUUGUUGUGAUGGAAAAGCUGCAUGGUGAUAUGCUAGAGAUGAUUCUUUCCAGUGAGAAAAGUCGACUUCCAGAACGAAUAACUAAGUUCAUGGUCACUCAGAUACUUGUUGCUUUGAGGAAUUUACACUUCAAGAAUAUUGUGCACUGUGAUUUAAAACCAGAAAAUGUACUACUAGCAUCAGCAGAGCCAUUCCCUCAAGUGAAGCUGUGUGAUUUUGGCUUUGCACGUAUCAUUGGUGAAAAAUCUUUCAGGCGCUCUGUGGUGGGGACACCUGCUUAUCUUGCCCCUGAGGUGCUCAGGAGUAAAGGUUACAACCGCUCCCUAGACAUGUGGUCUGUUGGAGUUAUUGUCUAUGUGAGCCUUAGUGGUACAUUCCCAUUUAACGAAGAUGAGGAUAUAAAUGAUCAGAUUCAAAAUGCAGCAUUUAUGUACCCACCAAAUCCUUGGAAGGAAAUCUCCAGUGAAGCCAUUGAUUUAAUAAACAAUUUGCUUCAAGUCAAGAUGAGGAAACGUUUCAGUGUUGACAAAUCUCUUAGUCACCCGUGGUUGCAGGAUUAUCAGACUUGGCUUGACCUCAGAGAGUUUGAAACACGCAUUGGAGAGCGUUACAUUACCCAUGAGAGCGAUGAUGCACGCUGGAAGGAACAUGCGUAUGAACACAACCUUGAAUACCCCCAGCAUUUUAUUAUGGCUCCGAAUCCAGAUGACAUGGAAGAGGACCCUUGAUUUAUUCAUAUUGCUAAACUGCAGCAAAGGCCGACACUCCAGACCGAAAUUGAAGAUAAGUUUUGGAACAAUUGUCGCUCUUUCUGAAUGCUUUACAUGUAGUUCAGCAUACGGAGCCUCAGAGGAUCCUGUGUUGACGUGGGAAUAGACUGUCAUCUGACAAGCUUUCCUCCAGCUCUGACCUAAACUAUGAGUGGUUAUUGGACAGUGGGAUAAGCCCGCUGGGUAACGCUGCACCCAGUUGUAUGGCUGCAAAGCCAUUACUGAAGUGUGAUGUGUACAGAUGGAAUGCUUUGCAUUUUUCAAGGUUUUCUUUUCUUUUUUUUUUUUUUUUUUUUU
Lagopus muta (rock ptarmigan) is the source of this 3848-nucleotide messenger RNA. It is a transcript of the gene PRKD3, whose product is annotated as protein kinase D3. The coding region runs from base 837 to 3509 and encodes 890 amino acids. Gene Ontology annotation, biological process: protein phosphorylation. The transcript is spliced from 19 exons. Lineage: Eukaryota; Metazoa; Chordata; Aves; Galliformes; Phasianidae. The record is from RefSeq and is a predicted model, not a curated record. Gene Ontology annotation, molecular function: protein serine/threonine kinase activity; ATP binding.